This is a messenger RNA of Lodderomyces parapsilosis, 1632 nucleotides long. Its product is annotated as sugar porter family MFS transporter. Lineage: Eukaryota; Fungi; Ascomycota; Pichiomycetes; Serinales; Debaryomycetaceae. The transcript has a single exon. The coding region runs from base 1 to 1632 and encodes 543 amino acids. Gene Ontology annotation, molecular function: carbohydrate:proton symporter activity. Gene Ontology annotation, cellular component: membrane. Gene Ontology annotation, biological process: transmembrane transport; carbohydrate transport. The record is from RefSeq and is a predicted model, not a curated record.
AUGUCUGCUAAGAUAGAAAGGAUAUUUUCAGGCCCUGCUUUGAGAAUCAACGAAGCUUUAGAUCACUUGCCAAAGAUCUACAAUGUCUACUUCAUUGCCAGUAUUUCAACCAUUGCUGGUAUGAUGUUUGGUUUCGAUAUUUCAUCAAUGUCAGCCUUUAUUGGUACACCAUCAUAUAUGCACUACUUUAAUUCACCAAGCUCCACAAUUCAAGGGUUCAUCACAGCUUCAAUGGCCUUGGGUUCAUUCUUUGGAUCGAUCUUCUCCACAUUUGUUUCUGAGCCAUUUGGUAGAAGAUUAUCCCUUUUGACUUGUGCCUUCUUUUGGGUUGUUGGUGCUGCUAUUCAAUCUUCGUCUCAAAACAGAGCACAAUUAAUCAUUGGUCGUAUCAUUUCUGGAUUGGGUGUUGGUUUUGGUUCUUCGGUUGCACCAAUUUAUGGUGCUGAAUUGGCACCAAGAAAGAUUAGAGGUUUGAUUGGAGGAUUUUUCCAAUUUGCUGUUACCUUGGGUAUCUUGAUUAUGUUUUACAUCUCAUAUGGGUUGGGUAAGAUCAAUGGGGUUGCCAGUUUUAGAAUUGCUUGGGGUAUUCAAAUUAUCCCUGGUUUGUUGUUGCUUAUGGGAUGUUUCAUUAUCCCUGAAUCACCACGUUGGCUUGCUAAACAAGGUAAAUGGGAACAAGCAGAAUUUAUUGUUUCCAAGAUUCAAGCCCAUGGUAAUAGAGAAGAUCCAGAAGUUUUGAUUGAAAUUUCUGAAAUCAAGGACCAAUUGUUGAUUGAAGAGGCGGCUAAAUCCGUUGGAUAUGCUACUUUGUUCAGAAAGAAGUACAUUAUGAGAACAUUUACUGCUGUAUUUGCCCAAAUCUGGCAACAAUUGACUGGUAUGAAUGUCAUGAUGUACUACAUUGUCUAUAUUUUCGAAAUGGCUGGUAAAUCAGGAAAUGCCAACUUGGUUGCAUCAUCUAUUCAAUACGUGUUGAACACCGUUUGUACUGUUCCUGCAUUAUACUUUUUAGAUAAAGUUGGUAGAAGACCAUUGUUGAUUGGUGGUGCAUUGAUGAUGGCUGCUUGGCAGUUUGGUUUAGCUGGUAUUUUGGGUAGCUAUUCGGAACCAUGGGCCGACUCACCAAGUGAGAGUGUCACCAUCAAGAUUCCAAAAUCAAAGUUAUCUGCUUCUAAUGGUGCCAUUGCUUGUUCGUACUUGUUUGUUUGUUCAUUUGCUUCUACUUGGGGUGUUGGUAUCUGGGUGUAUUGUUCCGAAAUUUGGGGUGAUAACAGAAUCUCACAAAGAGGUAAUGCUGUUUCCACUGCUGCCAAUUGGAUUUUGAAUUUCGCAAUUGCGAUGUACACACCAUCAGGUUUUAAGAAUAUCAAUUGGAGAACAUAUAUCAUCUAUGGUGUCUUUUGUAUUGCUAUGGCUAUCCAUGUGUUUUUCGGAUUCCCAGAGACUAGAGGCAAGAGAUUGGAAGAAAUUGGACAAAUGUGGGAAGAGAAAGUACCAGCUUGGAGGUCAGCUUCAUGGCAACCAACUGUACCAUUGGUCUCAGAUGCUGAAUUGGCUAGGAAAUUGAGUGUUGAACAUAAUGAAGAGAAGUUGAUGGAGGAAGAAUCAAACACUGAUGAAGAACAAAAAUAG